Messenger RNA from Condylura cristata (star-nosed mole), 1171 nucleotides. RefSeq names its product late endosomal/lysosomal adaptor, MAPK and MTOR activator 1 (gene LAMTOR1). The transcript is spliced from 5 exons. The record is from RefSeq and is a predicted model, not a curated record. Gene Ontology annotation, cellular component: late endosome membrane; membrane raft; lysosome. Bases 148 to 630 code for a protein of 160 amino acids. Gene Ontology annotation, molecular function: molecular adaptor activity; guanyl-nucleotide exchange factor activity. Gene Ontology annotation, biological process: positive regulation of MAPK cascade; regulation of receptor recycling; lysosome organization. NCBI's taxonomy places the organism in Eukaryota, Metazoa, Chordata, Mammalia, Eulipotyphla, Talpidae.
UGGCUCUAACGAAGCUUCUCUGGGAAGGGGUAGACGCGUGGGUGGUGGUUGCCUGCGGGAUUGAGCCACGCGUCAUGUGACCGGAAGGGCUCCUGACGGACGCCGUCCCUCCUCCGCGCGGCCUGAGUGCCCGGCCCGACCCCGGCCAUGGGGUGCUGCUACAGCAGCGAGAACGAGGACUCGGACCAGGACCAAGAGGAGCGGAAGCUGCUGCUGCCUAGCAGCCCCCCAACCAAAGCCCUCAAUGGAGCUGAGCCCAACUACCAUAGCCUGCCUUCUGCUCGCACAGACGAGCAGGCCCUGCUCUCCUCCAUCCUUGCCAAGACAGCCAGCAACAUCAUCGACGUGUCUGCUGCAGACUCCCAGGGCAUGGAGCAGCAUGAGUACAUGGACCGGGCAAGGCAGUACAGCACCCGCCUGGCCGUGCUGAGCAGCAGCCUGACCCAUUGGAAGAAGCUGCCACCACUGCCGUCUCUCACCAGCCAGCCCCACCAAGUGCUGGCCAGCGAACCCAUCCCCUUCUCUGACUUGCAGCAGGUCUCCAGGAUAGCUGCUUAUGCCUACAGUGCACUUUCUCAGAUCCGUGUGGAUGCAAAAGAGGAGCUGGUUGUACAGUUUGGAAUCCCAUGAAGAGAGAAGGGGCCUUGGACAGCUCUUCUUCUCCUCCCUUCACCCCAUCUCCACCCUGCGCCUGCCCUGGCCCCCAGCCUCACUGCGGCUUAUACAGUACCCUAACCUGCUACUAAUCACACAGAAGAAUGUGGAGGAGGAGAAGAGUAAGGCUAAAAGCCUGAGCAAGUGAGGAUGGAACAAGGGAGGGUAGAACCAUUUGGGACUGGCCUUUGAAGCCUGGCCAGGGGUGGGGUGGAGGUCAAAGGGACUCAUCCUGGUAGGUCCUUACUGUCACUGGGAAGGUGGAGGUACACAGGGAGUGAUCACUGGAGGUCUGUGGGUGUCCACUUCCCAUUUUCUCUUGGCCUCACUCCUGUUCCCCUCUCCUGACUUGGUGCUCACUUGCACCUCACUAGGGUUUGUGACCAGGGUCUGGACAAGCUUGAAUUUGAAUGAAUUAAGUUUGUAUUUCUAGCACCCUGGGUUUUUACAUGUUUGGGGGUUUUUCUUUGCUUUUGUUUUGGUUUGUCACCCGCGAUAAAGGAAGUAUAUUCAUCUG